AGUCUCUUCAGUCUGGUGUGGGACCUGCAGCAGUGGAGGAUUUAAGUGCAUUGCUUGUCCUGAGUAUCUUCAUCUUGGAUUGAAAAGUCAAGAGCAGCAUGUUUUGCCCACUGCAGCUGGUCCUGAUCCCAAUGUUACUGGCUUGUUCCUUGGGCCUGAAUGACUUUAGUGCUUCCCCCCCUGAACUCACAGUCCAUGUGGGUGAUUCAGCUCUGAUGGGAUGUGUUUUCCAGAACCUAGAAGGGAAACACGUGACCAAAGUAGACUGGAUGCUGUCACCUGGAAAGCAUGCUGAGGAUGAAUAUGUGCUAUACUAUUAUGGCAACCUCAGUGUGCCAGUGGGUCGCUUCCGGAACCGUGUGUUUUUGGCAGGARACCUCCUACAAAAAGAUGGUUCUCUGCUGCUCCAAGAUGUGCACGAGGCUGACCAGGGAACCUACACCUGUGAAAUCCGCCUUGAAAGCGAGAGCAAGGUGUUAAAAAGCAAAGUGGUGCUGCAUGUGCUACCAGAGGAGCCCAAAGAGGUCACGGUCCAUGUGGGUGAUUCAGCUCUGAUGAGAUGUAUUUUCCACAGCACAGAAAAGAAACGCCUGACCCAGGUAGACUGGAUGUUUUCUUCAGGAGAGCAUACCAAGGAAAUCGUCUUACACUAUGACCUCAAAUUCCACUUUCCUGAGAGAUACUUCCCUUAUCAGGGUCGCUACCAGAACCGUGUAAACCUGGUGGGAGACAUUUCCCACAAUGAUGGUUCCAUCAUGCUCCAAAGAGUGAAAGAGUCUGAUGGAGGAAUCUACAACUGCAGUAUCCACCUGGGGAACCUGCUGUUCAGGAAAACUCUUGUGCUGCAUGUGACCACGGAAAAGUCUCAAACCUUGAUUCCAGAAAUCCCUAGACCUGAGCUCCUGGGCGGGAAUCAGCUGGUGAUCAUUGUGGGGAUUGUCUGUGCCACUCUCCUGCUGUUCCCUGUUUUGAUAUUGAUUGUGAAGAGGACCCACUGGAAUAAGAGUUCACUAAAUUCUACAGCCUUUGUUAAAAGCCUGGAGAACAUGGAGAAGGCCAAUCCAGAGAAACAUGUUUACUCCUCUAUAACUACACAGGAAGUGAGGGAGGAAGAAGAACCAAGUGGGAAAUCAGAGGCCACCUACAUGAUCAUGCACCCAGUUUGGCCCUCUCUGAGGUCAGUUCCAGCUGGGGGAAUUCCAAAACCAGAGCAUGCUUUUUGAGAAGAAAGGAGAGUUUCCUUCAAUUUAGCAGUGGCAGGGACUCUGUCCUCCCUCUGUGUUGCUGAGAUACUGUACCAGUUGUUUCAGACCCCUGCCCUCCAGGUAUCCUUGGCUUUCAUCAAAGGGCUGAAGAUGGAGGGUUUGGAGCCUGGCAGAAGGACUGAACAGCUCUGGAGAGGCAGGCUCUGCUGAGGGGAGGGAGAGAAUGAACUUGGCUGGCUAGAAGGGCCCAGAGGAAGUUGGCUGAGGCACUGUGGUGGCCUCAAGCACUCCAUCGGAUCAGACCCUUCAUAUGGACAAUGUGCUUUGUGAUUGAGCUACUGAGAAGAAUCACAAUGAUAAAAACCAAUGCAAAUAAUUCCAUCAAUAAAUGAUGCCUAAAUAAACAUGGUUUGUGAAAAUCAUUCAUUCUUAUGCCCUGCCUGAGGGGUAAGUGGAGUUUGGGUAAGGAAUCCGUAGUUUGGAACUCCUGGAACAACUGUAGCACCUGGAGGGAAGCCUCAUGGUGACUCUGCGUGCUGGACAGGUGUUGGUCCUGGGAACAUACAGCAGGAACAGGUUGGAAGUGAGGUCUGAGCACAGAUC
Molecule: messenger RNA, 1808 nt
Organism: Urocitellus parryii (Arctic ground squirrel)
Lineage: Eukaryota; Metazoa; Chordata; Mammalia; Rodentia; Sciuridae
Gene: Jaml
Product: junction adhesion molecule like
Biological process (GO): neutrophil chemotaxis; heterophilic cell-cell adhesion; monocyte extravasation
Cellular component (GO): plasma membrane
Molecular function (GO): cell adhesion molecule binding
Source: RefSeq, a predicted model, not a curated record